Molecule: messenger RNA, 414 nt
Organism: Thlaspi arvense
Lineage: Eukaryota; Viridiplantae; Streptophyta; Magnoliopsida; Brassicales; Brassicaceae
Source: the annotation of a GenBank genome assembly
AUGGGAGAGGUUGGAAUCUUUAAAAGAGGUCUAUGGACUCAUAUGGAUAUUUGUCCCUAUAUUUUCUCUUAUAUUGGGAAUCAUAACAGGUGUACUAGUAAUUGUGUGGGAUACAACAACGUAUUGGACCUGAAUACGCGGCCCGCUGGGAAUUCUUCAAGCUCUAGCCGACGGGACAAAACUACUUUUCAAGAAGAUCUUCGUCCAUCUAGAGGAAAUACUCCUUUAUUUAGUAUUGGACCAUCUAUAGCAGUUAUUUCAAUUUUACUAAGUUAUUCUGUACUUCCCUUUAGCAAUCACCUUGUUUUAGCGGAUCUCAAUAUCGGUGGUCUGCGAGCUGCUGCCCAAUCGAUUAGUUAUGAAAUACCAUUAACUCUAUGUGUUUUAUCAAUUCUCUACCGUGCGAUUCGUUGA